Molecule: messenger RNA, 1323 nt
Organism: Dioscorea cayenensis subsp. rotundata (Guinea yam)
Lineage: Eukaryota; Viridiplantae; Streptophyta; Magnoliopsida; Dioscoreales; Dioscoreaceae
Product: probable purine permease 11
Exons: 2
Coding region: 62-1177 (371 amino acids)
Cellular component (GO): membrane
Molecular function (GO): purine nucleoside transmembrane transporter activity
Source: RefSeq, a predicted model, not a curated record
UAAUAAUAAUAAUAAACCAAAAAGAACAAAAAAAACAAAAGAAAGACGCAGCUGUUGACGGAUGGACGGCGGCCGACAGAUUCAACUCCAAAUUAGAGAUGCAGAAGGACAUGCAAGUACAUCAAUGGAUGCAAUUUCGACAAAACAAUCUCCCUCGCCGAACGUGAGGCCUAAACGAUGGACAUGGUGGUUCAUAGUGGCACUAAACAUCUUCUUUCUUCUAGCAGGUCAAACAGCAGCCACUCUUCUCGGUCGGUUCUACUACGAUCAAGGCGGAAAUAGCAAGUGGAUGGCGACACUAGUCCAAACGGCCGCCUUCCCGAUCCUUUUCAUUCCCCUUUUUGUCAUUCCUUCAUCUCCUGAUACCAAUGCCGUUCGCCCUCCCCCUAUUGCCAAACUUGUUCUAAUCUACAUUGUCUUAGGCUUGAUCAUCGGCGGAGAUAACUUAAUGUAUUCAUACGGCCUUUUAUAUCUUCCCGUAUCGACGUACUCACUCAUAUGUGCCACACAACUAGCCUUCAAUGCAGUAUUCUCCUACUACCUCAAUUCGCAGAAAUUCACAUCUUUGAUACUGAACUCUGUAGUUCUUCUCACCUUCUCCGCGGCUCUUCUUGGCAUUGGUUCUGGCUCCGAAGAAUCUCAAAGCAUUCCUAAGGGAAAGUAUGCUCUUGGUUUUGUACUCACACUCGGUGCAUCGGCCACAUAUUCGCUGAUUCUUUCGCUAAUGCAAUGCACAUUCCAAAAGGUCCAGAAGAAGGAGACAUUUUCCGUUGUACUGGAGAUGCAGAUUUGGACUGCAUUUUUCGCUACUUGUGUUUCUUUGGUCGGUCUAUUUGCGAGCGGAGAAUGGAAGACCUUGAGAGGAGAGAUGCAUGGUUUCGCUAAAGGAAGAGUUUCGUAUUUGAUGGUUCUAGUUUGGACUGCUUUGUCUUGGCAAUUGGCUUCGGUCGGAGUUGUGGGACUGAUCUUUGUCGUAUCAUCACUCUUUUCCAAUGUAAUCAGCACAUUGGCCUUGCCUAUUGUACCAAUUUUCGCCGUCAUAUUCUUUCACGAUAGCAUGGAGGGAGUGAAGAUCAUGGCCGUCUUGCUUGCGAUCUGGGGCUUUGUUUCUUAUAUCUAUCAGAAUUAUCUUGAUGAUAUCAAAGCUAAGAAGCCAGUGAUUGCAUUAGAAACUUGAAAACCUCAGCAAAACAAUACCUUUUUCAGUUUUCUGUAGCUUUUUCUGCAACACGGUUAACAGAUUUCAAUAAUUCUGACCAUUUAAAUUAAGCUUCAGAAUGUAUUUCAGCGAAUGAUAUGCUAAGAAAUUUAAGCCUGUUUCAA